This is a messenger RNA of Penicillium soppii, 1326 nucleotides long. Its product is annotated as Paf1-complex subunit LEO1. Gene Ontology annotation, molecular function: RNA polymerase II C-terminal domain phosphoserine binding. Gene Ontology annotation, biological process: positive regulation of transcription elongation by RNA polymerase II; transcription elongation by RNA polymerase II. Gene Ontology annotation, cellular component: nucleus; Cdc73/Paf1 complex. The transcript has 3 exons. The coding region runs from base 1 to 1326 and encodes 441 amino acids. NCBI's taxonomy places the organism in Eukaryota, Fungi, Ascomycota, Eurotiomycetes, Eurotiales, Aspergillaceae. The record is from RefSeq and is a predicted model, not a curated record.
AUGUCCUCCGACGAGGAGGGCGCUCGGCGCCCCGGCCGUAUAGGCAAUGAGAGUCCUGCGCCUAGCGAUAAUGCCAAUGAUUCAGGUGCCAACGACAUCGGUGCAGACAUCAUGGACGAAGACGACAAUGAUGACCUUUUCGGAUCAGACGGAGAAGGCGGCCUCGACGACAUCGAACCUAGUCGCAACUUAGAUGAUGAGCAACUUGACUCGGGCGAUGAUGAAAACCGCUAUGAUCGACGGGAUGAUCGUAUGGAGGAUGUUACUCAAGAGCAACUAGAAGUCAAUGUUGUCGAUCACGACCUUGCGCUUCUCCAAGCUCUUGAGCGCCGGUCUAAUGUUUUGCAGAUUUACACAAUGCGUGUGCCCGAUUUCCUCUCAAUUGAAGCAGAAGAGUUCAACCCCGAAACUUACGUUCCACCUCCAUACAACGUUGCCUCAACGUCUCUCUGUUGGCGCAAAGACCCCGCGGACGACUCCCAGCUGCAGUCGAACGCCCGCUUCAUUAAAUGGGAUGAUGGAUCCAUCACUCUCCAGCUCGCAUCUCAGCCCCUCGAGCAAUAUCGCAUCGCCUCCAAACCUCUUGCACCUCUCACCCGCUCCGGCGAAUACGAUCACAAGCUCGACUCUCACGUUUACCUCGCUGCUGGCCUGGAAACUUCCCAGGUCUUCCGACUGACCUCACAUGUAACCCACGGCCUGACCGUACUCCCAACCACUCUGGAAACCGAUGACGCCGUUGCCCGACUGCAAGAGCAACUCGCUGCUGCCGCCCGCGGUAGCAAGCAGACCGCAGCUGGUACUGCGCCCAUUUAUGAUCAGAAGGAGGACCCCGAGCUGGCUGCCAGGCGUGCCGAGGUCAUGGAGAAAGAAGCCAUCAAGGCCGAGCGUCGUCGCCAGCAGCUUGCUGAUCGUGAGGCGGACCGUGGUCGUCGCCAAGGUGCUUCUCGCACUGGACCUACUGGCCUGAGCGUUGGUGGGCUUGAAGAUGGUGGUCUACACACAACUCGUCCUCGCGCCAAGCCCCGUCGCCAGAACCGCCGUGGUGAGAUCUUCACUGAUGAUGAAGAGGAAUACAACCGUGGUGGUCCCCGUAACAGGGAAGACGAGUACGAUGAAGACGAUGGAUUUUUGGUUGGUAGUGAUGAAGAUGUUGAAGAGGGUGAAGAUGACGAGGAAGAGCUUGAAGAUGAAGAUAUGGAUGCUGAGGGUGAAGAUGAUGAGGAGGUUGCACCGAAGGCCCGAAGCAAGCCAGAGCUCAAGGCUGGCACACCUCCCGCUCGCAAGAAGAAUCGCUACGUUGUGGACGAUGAAGAUGAUGAGUGA